This is a messenger RNA of Rotaria sp. Silwood2, 642 nucleotides long. The record is from the annotation of a GenBank genome assembly. Lineage: Eukaryota; Metazoa; Rotifera; Eurotatoria; Philodinida; Philodinidae.
AUGCAUUCAACAGUUAUUGAUGAUAAAACGUUUCUUGACAAUAUAACUACACUUGAAUUAUCACGGCCAUUAGUGGACAGUGAACAUUAUUUUCCUCAUGUCCGAACAUUGAUAAUCAAUAAUGAUAUUCAACUUGAAACUCUUUCAUCUAUUAUUGAUAUAAAUCGGGUGGAGCAUUUAAUUAUAUACUUUCCAAUCAUGCAAUCACCACCAAAUAUAUGUCAUCUUUUAAGCACAGAUUGUCUUCAAAAAUUAUCGAUAAUGAGUAAUCCAUUUCAACUACUUAAACAAUUCAGAGGAAUGAAAUUCGAAAACAUCAGAACACUUGAAACAAAGUGUGACUUUGAAUUUGGUGACAAUUAUCCUAUUGAAGAAUUAUGUUCGACUUUUCCACGAGUUGAACGUUUACAUAUAAGAUCCAUAAAUCAAGCAACUAUGAUCCGUAUGAUUGAUGGAUUUACACAUCUCUCAAUUGCAUCCUUCUAUUUUGAUUCGUUGUCGAAUACAAAUGAAAAGUAUUGGCAAGUAAAGCCUGAGUGGGCACUUUAUGGAGCACGACGAUUAACAAACUCAUCGUAUACCUGUGGAUAUAAAGAUUCAAUUCUUCAUGCAUGGAUUAGCGAACAAGUGAGUCAAUUUUGA